ACCAGGUAUGUAGCUAGCUACCUUCCUACCACGAGCGGUCAAGACCAAGACCAAGACCCAGGACCAGGAACAAGAGCAGGGCCCGCCUCGCGCCGGGCGGGCAGAUCGCGACGAACAUGUGGAGUAGGAGAGAACAACGAUGGCCGUUGCGUUGCGUUGCGCCGCGUUGCGUUGCGUUGCAGUUGCAGUUGCAUACGUACAGUGGACGCACGCAUACAUGUCGCGUUCCUACAUACAACACAACACAACACACCUACGCAAGUUCUUGGUGCCAAUGUAAUCCGUACCGCGUGCGCGUCCAUCACAACGGCCAGGCGGAUAAUCAUAUCGCGCGUGCUGCGACUCGGUAUACCUGCCCGGGUGAGGCGGCCCCCGCAUGGCCAAGGAACCUACCUAUGCGGGCGGGCUGCAAGCCACACUCUAUGCUGACUGCUACCACCACCACAACAAUAGCAACGACAACAACGACGGACGGCGAGGAGGAGCCCACAGCCCACAACCUACCUACAACCUACCUAACCCAACCCAACCACGCACCUACCCGUCCACACCAACAACAACCGUGUGUCUACAAGCACAGAUCCAAGCAACCCAUCGCAGCCCAAGGGUCCAGUACCCACGCCCUCCACGCUCCACGUCGCAAAAUGUAGAUGCGUGACCCCAACCGUCCGCCUCAGGGGCGGCAGCGGCAGCGGCAGCGACAGCGGCAGCGGCACGGAAGCCUCACAGACCCUGCCGGCGCCGCGCCUUAUACAGGGCGAGCCCAAUCAGCGGGCUCCGCGCCCACGCAAUGCUGGCGUCGCGCAACGCAAAAGUGAGGCUUGCCGCUUGGUGCCUGUGC
Aplosporella prunicola CBS 121167 is the source of this 841-nucleotide messenger RNA. RefSeq lists its product as uncharacterized. The record is from RefSeq and is a predicted model, not a curated record. The transcript has a single exon. NCBI's taxonomy places the organism in Eukaryota, Fungi, Ascomycota, Dothideomycetes, Botryosphaeriales, Aplosporellaceae. The coding region runs from base 117 to 650 and encodes 177 amino acids.